This is a messenger RNA of Lottia gigantea (owl limpet), 825 nucleotides long. RefSeq lists its product as hypothetical. Lineage: Eukaryota; Metazoa; Mollusca; Gastropoda; Lottiidae. The transcript is spliced from 7 exons. Bases 1 to 825 code for a protein of 274 amino acids. The record is from RefSeq and is a predicted model, not a curated record. Gene Ontology annotation, biological process: arachidonate secretion; phospholipid metabolic process. Gene Ontology annotation, molecular function: A2-type glycerophospholipase activity.
AUGGUUCUAUUUUCAUUGAAUUCCUUAAGUCGAAUCAUGUUUAAAACAGAGUCCAACCUUACUCUUUAUCGGAGGAUGCGGUUAUCACUGGUAUUUGGUGUGUGUAUUGUGGCAGGCUUAGUUGGGUUACUUACAGCACAAUGCGACCGUAACGAUGAUAUUGAUGGAUGUAGUAUACCCUUCGGUUUACAUACGCCUUUUAAACUGAGAUUUACACCAUCCUGUUACAAGCAUGAUGUUUGUUAUUUUUGUGGGGCUGCUCUUGGUAUAUCAAAAACUACAUGUGAUGAUAAAUUUUAUAACGAAAUGAAUCAAGAGUGUAAAAAUGUUAGCAGAAAGGACGUUGAUAGACAAAAUCUGGGAAGUUUGUUCUGCAAAGUAUUUUCUGGUAGUUAUUAUGGAAUGAAAUUUUUCGACUCCUCAACUAGGAUGCGGUUAUCACUGGUAUUUGGUGUGUGUAUUGCGGCAGGCCUGGUUGGGUUAGUAACAGCACAAUGCAACCGUAACGGCGAUAUCAAUGGAUGUAGUAUACCCUUCGGUUUACCUUUGCCUUUUAAACAGAAAUUUACACCAUCCUGUUACAAACACGAUGUUUGUUAUUUUUGUGGGGCGGCAAGGGCUAUUUCAAGAUCUAGAUGUGAUGCUAAAUUUCUUACAGAUAUGGAAAACGCGUGUCGAGGAAUAGGAAACAGUCAGGAUAGAGAGAAGUGUUCAAAAUGGGCUAAUAGAUAUAAAGGAGCUGUAAGAUUAGGGGGUUUCUUAUAUUAUAAAAAAAAGCCUAAAAAUUGGUGCAGUGAAAGCUGGGUUAGUGGAUGUCUUCCUUAA